AUGAGGAAGCGGUUCGAUUCUGACAGCAACGCUAUGAUUGUGAAGGUGAUUGAGCAUAUGAAGAAGAGAGUCUACACCGUCAUCAGUAUGAACGCUACGCCGCAUCUGUUGGUCGUGAUCGUUCCUUGUGAGAAGAAGCAGGCGGAUUUUCCGGAGGGGAUGUGGGAUGAGCCUGAGGGGUUGUAG
Messenger RNA from Recurvomyces mirabilis, 186 nucleotides. RefSeq lists its product as uncharacterized. The record is from RefSeq and is a predicted model, not a curated record. The transcript has a single exon. The coding region runs from base 1 to 186 and encodes 61 amino acids. Lineage: Eukaryota; Fungi; Ascomycota; Dothideomycetes; Mycosphaerellales; Teratosphaeriaceae.